AUGAAGAAAUCUUUUAAUAACAGAACCAAUGAGUCUAACUCUGAAAAAUCAAGCAUUUUAUCAGAUACCUAUAUGUUCUCAAAGGAGAUAGUAAACAUAAACCUCAAACCUUUCUUAUGUUCUGAAUGUGGAAAAUGUUUUAAUCAACAUUCAAAACUUGUUGCGCAUCAGAGAACUCACACAGGAGAGAAACCAUUCUCAUGUUCUGAAUGUGGAAAAUGUUUUAGUCAACAUUCAAAACGUGUUACACAUCAGAGAACUCACACAGGAGAGAAACCAUUCUCAUGUUCUGAAUGUGGAAAAUGUUUUGCCUACAAAACAGUGCUUGUCUGUCAUCAAAGAACUCACACAGGAGAGAAACCGUUCUCAUGUUCUGAAUGUGGAAAAUGUUUUGCCCACAAAACAGUGCUUGUCUGUCAUCAAAGAACUCACACAGGAGAGAAACCGUUCUCAUGUUCUGAAUGUGGAAAAUGUUUUGGACAAUAUGCAAGUCUUGUUACACAUCAAAGAACUCACACAGGAGAGAAACCUUUCUCGUGUUCUGAAUGUGGAAAAUAUAUAGUGCGACAUUCAGAUCUUGUCAGUCAUCAGAGAACUCACACAGGAGAGAAACCGUUCUCAUGUUCUGAAUGUGAAAAAUGUUUUUUCACCAAUGCAAAGCUUGUCCAUCAUCAGAGAACUCACACAGGAGAGAAACUGUUCUCAUGCUCUGAAUGUGGAAAAUGUUUAGGGCAACAUUCAAAUCUUGUUCGUCAUCAGAGAACUCACACAGGAGAGAAACCGUUCUCAUGUUCUGAAUGUGAAAAAUGUUUUUCCACCAAUGAAGUGCUUGUCCGUCAUCAGAGAACUCACACAGGAGAGAAACCGUUCUCAUGUUCUGAAUGUGCAAAAUGUUUUGUCACCAACAAAGAGCUUGUCCGUCAUCAAAGAACUCACCAGGGACUUAAACCAUUUUCGUGUUCUGAAUGUGAAAAAUGUUUUUCCACCAAUGCAGAGCUUGUCCGUCAUCAGAGAACUCACACAGGAGAGAAACCGUUCUCAUGUUCUGAAUGUGAAAAAUGUUUUUUCACCAAUGCAGGUCUUGUCCGUCAUCAGAGAACUCACACAGGAGAGAAACCGUUUACAUGUUCUGAAUGUGAAAAACGUUUUGUAACUAACAACGAGCUUGUCCGUCAUCAGAGAACUCACACAGGAGCGAAACCGUUCUCAUGUUCUGAAUGUGAAAAAUGUUUUUUAACCAAUGCCAACCUUGUCCGUCAUCAGAGAACUCACACAGGAGAGAAACCGUUCUCAUGUUUUGAAUGUGGAAAAUGUUUUCUCACCAAGGCAGAGCUUGUUCGUCAUCAGAGAACUCACACAGGAGAGAAACCGCUCUCGUGUUCUGAAUGUGAAAAAUGUUUUGUCACUAACACAGACCUUGUUCGUCAUCAGAGAACUCACACAGGAGAGAAACCGUUCUCAUGUUCUGAAUGUGAAAAAUGUUUUGUCACUAACAAAGAGCUUGUCCGUCAUCAGAGAACUCACACAAGAGAGAACCGUUCUUGUGAUCUGAAUGUGAAAAAUAGGCACACGCACCAGUGA
This is a messenger RNA of Pelobates cultripes (western spadefoot toad), 1581 nucleotides long. Lineage: Eukaryota; Metazoa; Chordata; Amphibia; Anura; Pelobatidae. The record is from the annotation of a GenBank genome assembly.